Setaria italica (foxtail millet) is the source of this 858-nucleotide messenger RNA. RefSeq lists its product as uncharacterized. The coding region runs from base 310 to 822 and encodes 170 amino acids. The transcript has a single exon. The record is from RefSeq and is a predicted model, not a curated record. Lineage: Eukaryota; Viridiplantae; Streptophyta; Magnoliopsida; Poales; Poaceae.
AAGCAGGGAACCCACCGAUUUUUCGAGUUCCUGGCGGUUCCUGGCGGCGGCGGCGCAGUCAGAUGGAGAUCCCCGUCCGCCGGUGGAACCGGCUGGCUGGAGCCCAGAUCCCCUUCAGGCGGGAUUCGCGACGCCCCUGCUCGAUCCAAUCACGGGGAGCGAAGCGAAAAUACUCCUCUUGGGGGGCGAAGCGCGCGCGCUCCGGUGGUGCUCCUUCCGGCCGCUCCCUGCCACCACCACCACCCCACACUAAAAAUAGGUGCGUACAUUUUGGGCUGGCCCCCUCUUGGGGGGCCAAGCGCUUGGAUCAUGCUCCCCCGGCGGUGGAUCAUGCUCGACAAUGCCCACGCCGGCUCCCGCUGCCACCGCUUCCUUAACACCUCCACCAGCGAGUGCAUCCGGACGGACCUCCCGGAGCUCGCCGGGCACACGUUGCUCGCGCUCACCCCCGAGGGCCUCCUGCUGCUGCUCCAUGAGCCCACCCUGGUCAUCCGCCUGCUCAACCCGCUCACAUGCCAGCUCACCGACCUCCCGCCGGUGACUGGUCUACUGAGUCCCAAGGACUAUCGAGCUCGGCAUCGCGGCAUUGAACUGGGAAAACGACUUCUACUGCAUGUCUGUAUGGCACUGGCCUCGUUGCUGACGGGUCCAAAGUGGCAGUUAGCUUCUGCGACCCCAGAGUUCUCGCCGUUGCUAAACCUGGUGAUGGGAGCUGGACUCCGGUCGACGACACCGACACACUCGACCCCAACACACACAUGUAUUCAACUUUGCCUUUCGCAGGCCGCUUCUACUGUGUCUCCUCCUGGGGUGUCAUGGUGAUGAACUUCAGUUCAGAUCAGCAGCAACCACCCCGGC